Penicillium paradoxum is the source of this 636-nucleotide messenger RNA. RefSeq names its product U4/U6-U5 snRNP complex subunit SNU23. NCBI's taxonomy places the organism in Eukaryota, Fungi, Ascomycota, Eurotiomycetes, Eurotiales, Aspergillaceae. Gene Ontology annotation, molecular function: nucleic acid binding; zinc ion binding. Bases 1 to 636 code for a protein of 211 amino acids. The transcript has a single exon. The record is from RefSeq and is a predicted model, not a curated record. Gene Ontology annotation, cellular component: U4/U6 x U5 tri-snRNP complex; spliceosomal complex. Gene Ontology annotation, biological process: mRNA splicing, via spliceosome.
AUGUCAGGACCAAACGCCUACGGCACUCCGGUGUCGGACACGGCCUUCCGCAAAACCUGGGAUCGUGAAGAAUACGCCAAAAAAGCAGCCGACGAUGAAGCCAAGCGCAAAGCUGAAGGCAAAGCCCGCUACGAAGCGAAGCUCCUGGGCAAGAAAUAUCACGCACCAGUCGACUACAGCACGCUUGAAGAAACCACAGCCCGCAAGCAGCGCUUGGACGUCGCGUCAAUGGUCGGCAAGACAAUGAUUGUGCCCGCGGGCGCGGGAAUGGGCAAGCGUGGACCCGGUGCUGGAUUCUACUGCAAGGACUGUGAUCUUACAUACAAAGAUAACUUGCAGCUUGUGGAACAUUUGAACAGCAAGCAGCAUUUGAUUGCGACGGGGCAGAGUGGCGAGGUGAAGAGAGCCAGUGUUGAGGACGUGCGUAUGCGGUUGAGGAUGCUUGCGCAUAGGAAACGUCAGAGGGACGAAGAAGAGCGUAAGGCUUGGCAGCUUGAUCUUGGGGUACGGCUCAAGGAGCGGGAAGAGCUUGAUGCUAAGGAGAGGGAGGAGAACAGGCGCAAGCGGAGUGAGAAGCGGAAGAAGGUUAAGCAGGAAGAUGACAGCUGGGAGGGCCGGUUGGGAAUCAUUGCUUGA